Molecule: messenger RNA, 837 nt
Organism: Aplysia californica (California sea hare)
Lineage: Eukaryota; Metazoa; Mollusca; Gastropoda; Aplysiida; Aplysiidae
Product: ATPase-like fidgetin
Exons: 9
Coding region: 1-837 (278 amino acids)
Biological process (GO): vacuole organization; endosomal transport
Molecular function (GO): ATP binding; ATP hydrolysis activity
Source: RefSeq, a predicted model, not a curated record
AUGGCAUUUCACAAUGAUGCUAUCACUUGUUAUUGGUAUUUCCUCAGCUUGCGUGAGACCUUGAGUGAAGGACGCAAACAGAGUGACGUGGACAUUGGUCUGAUGUUGACCAAUGUGCACAGAUGUGAAUCUAUUGUUGAACAACUUUUGCUGACGGAGCAAGAUGCUGUGUUUUCGGUUUGUAUGUUCAGACACACUUUCGCUUUUAAGCCCUCCUGUGAGCGAGAGCCCCCUCCCAUGGAGUCAGAGGAGAGCACGGCACAGGUCCGGCGCAGCAUCAUCAGCGCCACCAUCUCCCGGCCCACAGCUCUCACCUUUGACCAGGUGGUGGGUCUGGAGGCGGCCAAACAGGCUCUCAGGGAGGCUGUCAUCACGCCGCUCCUCUUUCCUCAUCUCUUCUCAGGUGAAACAAACUCGUGGCGACGGAUCCUGCUGUACGGCCCACCAGGCACCGGCAAGUCCCGCCUGGCCCAGGCUCUGUCCGCAGAGGUCAAGGCCACCUGCUACUGUGUGUCCAGCACCGACCUCAUGUCCAGCUGGGUGGGCGAGACGGAGAAGCUAAUCAAAGAGCUGUUUCAACACGCAAGGAGCCAGCCUGGACAAUCGAAUAUCAGCGCUUGCAAAAAAGCCAGCAAUGACCACUGGGUGCCUUGUGACGAGGAUUGUCCUGGAGCUCUGAGGGCCAAGGCGGCCGAUCUACCCACGGACAAGAUCCGGCCCCGAGACGUCCAGAUGCGGGAUUUCCUGCAGUCUCUGUCCAGCCACAGAGCCACAGUGUGUGAGGGAGAGUUGACUAGACUGGAGGAGUUUACCGCGAGCUACGGACAGACUGCCUGA